Molecule: messenger RNA, 1444 nt
Organism: Morus notabilis
Lineage: Eukaryota; Viridiplantae; Streptophyta; Magnoliopsida; Rosales; Moraceae
Product: vesicle-associated protein 1-2
Exons: 8
Coding region: 333-1061 (242 amino acids)
Biological process (GO): endoplasmic reticulum membrane organization
Cellular component (GO): endoplasmic reticulum membrane; plasma membrane
Source: RefSeq, a predicted model, not a curated record
AAAAAAAAAACUGAUCUACUUUCUCAAAUUCUGUUUUGCUCCGGUCUCUUUUAUCAAAUUUUCUCACGAAAAUGACGUGAUAUUAAUAAGAACAAUCGUCUGAGACUCCUUUCUUUUCUCUCUCGAUCUCUCCGCCUGUCUUCUCUUCUAUUGUUUUCCCAGAACCCAACAUUAACAAACAACUUCUUCAGAUUCCUUUCCGAUACUUCUCGAUCCUUUUCUCCUCUCGAACACACAUUUCUCUUUUGUUUUUGUCUUUUCCAUUUUCGGAUUUGAAUAGUUUGAUCUUCGGAAACCCAUAAUUGGCCUUCUUAUUGUAAUCGUUCGACGAAAUGAGCACCGGAGACCUUCUCAACAUCGAGCCUCUCGAGCUCAAGUUUCCCUUUGAAUUGAAGAAGCAGAUCUCUUGUUCGCUUCAAUUGUCCAAUAAGACCGAUAACUAUGUGGCUUUCAAGGUCAAAACUACGAAUCCCAAAAAGUACUGUGUCCGUCCCAACACUGGAAUUGUCUUGCCUCGUUCCACAUGUGAUGUUAUAGUCACGAUGCAAGCACAAAAAGAGGCCCCUUCAGACAUGCAAUGCAAGGACAAGUUUCUCCUUCAGAGUGUAAAAGUGAAUGAUGGUACUAUUGCCAAGGAUAUUAAUGCGGAGAUGUUUAAUAAGGAGGCAGGGCAUGUGGUUGAAGAAUGCAAAUUGAGAGUGGUCUACGUUUCUCCACCUCAACCACCUUCUCCUGUGGCAGAAGGAUCAGAAGAAGGGUCUUCCCCAAGGGGUUCUGUUUCAGAGAAUGGAAACGCCAAUGGUGCUGAAUUUGUGAAUGCUACAAGGGCUUUGGCCGAUCGGCUUGAUGUCCAGGACAAAUCUUCAGAGGCAAAAGCUCUUAUCUCGAGAUUGACUGAGGAAAAAAACAAUGCAAUUCAACAAAAUAGCAAGCUUCGUCAGGAACUGGAACUUCUGAGACGUGAGGGCAGCAAAAACCAUGGCGGAGGUGUUUCGUUCUUGUUCGUCAUCAUUGUCGGUUUGGUUGGCAUAAUUUUAGGAUAUCUCAUGAAGAGAACGUAAGCACCAGUCCGCUAGCAAUUCUUUCUGAUACUGCCUUGUCGGUUCCUUUUUUGACCCCAAAUUGUUGAAGAAUGAGGAGGGGACGAGAAGAAAGCAACUAAGAGGAGGUGGUGGUUUCUGUUAGUUGUUGUUGUUAGCCUUUGUGAAAGUAAGGACUUAGGUGGGUUGGUUGGUUGAUUGAUUGAUGGGUUGUUGUAGUUGUCGCUGGACUUUUGCGGUAGUUCUUUGGUAACUUAUGAUGAACUCCAGUAACAUGCCAUUCUUUUUGUAACUUAAAAGAAAGGAUGAUUUCAUUUUGCUUCUCUUGUGGUUCAACUAGGGAGAUUCUGUUAAACAGUCUCUCUCACGACUGUUAAUAAAUUUUAUACAUUUCCCGUGUGCCG